UGCCCGAGCCCCCGCUGCCCCGGCGGCUACGUGCCCGAUCACUGCAACUGCUGCCUGGUGUGCGCCGCGGGCGAGGGCGAGCCCUGCGGCAGCCCGCUCGACUCUCCGUGCGGCGAGAGCCUGGAGUGCGCGCGCGGCGCGUGUCGCUGUCGCGGGGCGCACGCCGUGUGCGGCACCGACGGGCACACCUACGCCAACGUGUGCGCGCUGCAGGCGGCCAGCCGCCGCGCGCUGCAGCUUGCCGGGACGCCUGUGCGCCAGCUGCAGAAGGGCGCCUGCCCGUCGGGUCUCCACCAGCUGAACAGCCCAAGGUACAAAUUCAACUUCAUUGCCGACGUGGUGGAGAAGAUCGCGCCAGCCGUGGUCCACAUCGAGCUCUUCCUGAGACACCCUCUGUUUGGCCGCAAUGUGCCCCUGUCCAGUGGCUCAGGCUUCAUCAUGUCUGAGGCGGGCUUGAUUGUCACCAACGCCCACGUGGUGUCCAGCACCAACACCGUCUCUGGCCGGCAGCAGCUCAAAGUCCAGCUGCAGAACGGGGACACCUACGAGGCCACCAUCAAGGACAUCGACAAGAAGUCGGACAUCGCCACCAUCAAGAUCCACCCCAAGAGAAAGCUGCCCGUCCUGCUGCUGGGCCACUCGGCAGACCUGAGGCCUGGGGAGUUCGUGGUGGCCAUCGGCAGCCCCUUCGCCCUGCAGAACACAGUGACCACCGGCAUUGUCAGCACAGCCCAGCGGGACGGCAAGGAGCUGGGCCUGCAGGACUCGGACAUGGACUACAUCCAGACGGACGCCAUCAUCAAUUACGGGAACUCUGGGGGACCGCUGGUGAACCUGGACGGUGAGGUCAUCGGCAUCAACACGCUCAAGGUCGCGGCCGGCAUCUCCUUCGCCAUCCCCUCGGACCGCAUCACACGCUUCCUCACCGAGUUCCAAGACAAGCACAUCAAAGACUGGAAGAAGCGCUUCAUUGGCAUACGGAUGCGGACCAUCACACCCAGCUUGGUGGAAGAACUGAAGGCCAGUAACCCAGACUUCCCAGAGGUCAGCAGUGGGAUUUACGUGCAAGAGGUUGUUCCAAACUCACCUUCUCAGAGAGGUGGCAUCCAAGAUGGCGACCUCAUCGUCAAAGUCAACGGGCGCCCCCUGGCGGACUCCAGCGAGCUGCAGGAGGCUGUGCUGACGGAGUCACCGCUCCUGCUGGAGGUGCGGCGGGGCAAUGACGACCUGCUUUUCAGCAUUGCGCCCGAGGUGGUCCUGUGA
Trichechus manatus latirostris (Florida manatee) is the source of this 1263-nucleotide messenger RNA. RefSeq names its product HtrA serine peptidase 3 (gene HTRA3). Gene Ontology annotation, biological process: proteolysis. The transcript has 9 exons. The annotation marks the transcript as partial. Lineage: Eukaryota; Metazoa; Chordata; Mammalia; Sirenia; Trichechidae. Gene Ontology annotation, cellular component: extracellular region. Gene Ontology annotation, molecular function: serine-type endopeptidase activity; protein binding. The record is from RefSeq and is a predicted model, not a curated record.